Molecule: messenger RNA, 3810 nt
Organism: Dictyostelium discoideum AX4
Lineage: Eukaryota; Evosea; Eumycetozoa; Dictyosteliales; Dictyosteliaceae
Exons: 3
Coding region: 1-3810 (1269 amino acids)
Source: RefSeq, a predicted model, not a curated record
AUGAAUUUGGCUAAUAUCUUAGAUAAAGCUUUAGAAGAGCUUCGGGAGAAGGAAUUAACUGAUAGUUUGACACAACACGUUAAUAAUAAUAAUACUAAUAAUAUUAUUAAUAGUAAUAAUAAUAAUAAUAAUAAUAGUAAUAAUAAUAAUAAUAAUAAUAAUAAUAAUAAUAAUAAUAAUAAUAAUAAUAAUAAUUCUGUGGAGGAAUUUAGUUUUAAAAAACAUUCUAAAUAUUUAAACAAUUUUGAAGAAUCAAAAAUAAAUGGGUCAACAGUAAAACAGUUUGAAUUCUUUAUGAAAAGUGUUUAUUUUCACGAAUUUGAACUCUCAAAAGAAGAUUUAAAUAUCGUUUUUAAGAUUAUUUCAAAAUUUAAAAAAUUCUAUACUAAAAUAGGCUAUUAUAAAUGGGAGAGUUAUAUAGCUUGUAGAUAUCCAAAAUAUUUUUCAUAUUUUCAUAAACCAACUCGAAUUAAUGAUAUUAUAGAUUCAAUUGUAAAAGCUAUAUUGCUUUCAAAACCAUGUAAAGGAUCAUAUAAAUUUUUAUUAGAAUUUAUUGAAAGUGUUAAUGAUUAUAUAUGUACAAAAGUUGCAGAUAAAAUUUAUGCAAUUAUUUUAGAUAAUAAUUAUGAAGUACUUGGUUUUGAUCAUUAUAAUUUAUUUUUUAUAUUGAUAAUAAUAGCUGAUAAAAUUAGUGCAAAUCCACAGGGUAUUAUAGGAUAUUUUAUUAAUAUUAGCAUUUUAGAGAUUCCUAAUGAAAAAAAACAUAUGGAAUAUUUGUUAAAAUUCAAAAAUUUUAUUGUCUAUUAUUACAAAAAAAAUACACAAGAAGUUUUGAACCAAGAGUUAUUUUCAUUUCUUGCAGCAUUUCAUGGACCAGAUUUACAAAAACAAAACCAACAAUAUUUAUUAGAUUUGGUUUAUGAUAUUAAAAGUUUUCCAGGAAAAGAAUACUUGGUUAAAGAACUACUUUCACAUGGUUAUUACGAUUUAUUUUUAAUGGAAUAUGCAGAAACAAAAAAACCAGCUUUUCAUUUCUUUUUGUUGAACCAUUUACCAUUUAAUGAAUUUCUCAAUCUUUCAAAGAAUUUCUAUUAUCAUAGUUUUAGAAAAUUUUUUAAGAGAUCACCACCAUGGAAUUCUGAUGCAUUCUUAAGAGCAUUGUUUCAUUCUAAUCAGGUACUUUUAAAUCCAACUAAAACUGAAUACAUUUUCAAAAUGGUUGAAGCUUCAACAUCUUUAUCAACAAAUAAUAUUAAAUCAUUAUAUGAUGCAGCUUUUCAAUUUUCAUUAAAAUCAUCAUCAUCAUCACAUUUCUCAUCUACUGUAUCAACUUGUUCACCAUCUUUAUCACCAAUAUCAACUUUAUUUAAAUCACAUAAAUUUUUAUCAGAAUUAUUUGAUGAAACUCUAUCAAUUAAUAAUAAUAAUAAUAAUAAUAAUAAUAAUAAUAAUACAGUAAAAAAAUUAUUCUUAACAAAUAAUUUAGAAUUCUUUUUAAAAGUAUUAACUAUUGAUAAUAUUGAUAAAUAUUUAUUACAAAUUUUUGGUAAAAAUAAAUUAUUAUCUUCAAAAAUUUAUAUUGAUAAAAUCAAUUCUAAAUUUAAUAGUAAUAAUAAUAAUGAUAAUAAUAAUAAUAAUAAUAAUAAUAAUAAUAAUAAUAAUAAUAAUAAUAAUCAAAAAUUUAUAAAUUAUUUACCAUUAUCAACAGAAUUUAAAGAAAGAAUUUUAUAUAUGUUAAGUUGUGAUAAAUCAAUUGCACAAUUUCAAAGAUUAAAUAUAGUUAUGGUUUGCAAACAUUUCUUUUCUACAUUUAGUAAACUUAUUAAUAAUUCAACGAUUGUACCAAUCAUUUUAAGUUAUAAUCAAUUUAGUAAUCUUAUUAGUAAUUCAUUUAAAAAUUUUAGAUCAAAUUCAAUGAUUUCAUUUCAAAAAGUGAAAUAUUUAAAGAUCUUUAACGAUAGAAUUCCAAAACUAACAAACACUGAAAAAAUUGAAGAAUCAAAAUUAUCAUUAAGAUCAAAACAAUUGAAAAAUAUAUUAUCACCACCACCACCACCAAUGACAACUAAAUUAUUUACAUCAACAAUGUUAACCCAUGAAAGUUUUUUUGGUUCAAUCUAUUUUUCAAUUGACUUUUUCACUGGAUUAGAAAUUCUUGAAAUUGAUCAACUCAUUGAAUUUCAUCAAGUUUUAUUACUCAAAUCACUAAAAAAGAUAAUAUUACAUCUUGAACAAAGUGAAGGUUCAUCAUUUGGUCCUGAAGAUAAAGAGAAAAUCGAUCUUUUAGUAAAUGGUGGUAUUUUCAAUGAUUUUACAACUGAUGGAUAUAUUGUUGAAUUACAUUUCAAACAUUAUAAAAAUAAAAAUCAUGGUAUAGAUAUGUCAUUAGUGAAAUCAGUUUCAAUGGGAUUAUCGAAAUUCUUUGAUUUAUUCGAUGAUGAUAUGGCAUCAAUACCAAUACUUUAUUUAGAUUUAAAUGAUUCUCCAACAAGAAAUUCACUAGAAACCUUUAAAAAAUAUUUAAAAUCAUCUCCAAAGAAAUUAUUAUUAAAUGAAUUACAUUUACAUUUUUCAGUUCAUAGUAGUAGCAUAAUAGGUAAUAAUAAUAAUAAUAAUAAUAAUAUUUUAAGUAUUGAAAAUAUUUUAGAGAAUUUCAAAUCAUUCAGUAAAAUUCAAACAUUAUAUUUCCAUAUUACAUCCAAUGAAAUACCAAUACCAUCUAAAGUAACCAUACAAUCAGUUAUUAAAUCAACACUCGAAUUUAUUUUAUCAAACUUCAAAAUGGUCAACAAAGUUUUAUUCAUCGAUGAAUAUGGUCUUCCAUUGAAUAUUGAUUGGUAUCAUAUUUUAAAUAUAUUACCUAAAGUGAAUAUAAAUACUUUUGAUUUCAUAGGGUUUCAUAUUGAUAACCAACCUGAUAUCACAAAGGCUAUUGAAGGAAAUAAUAAAAAUAAUUUAUCAAUUAACCAACAACAAAAAGAACAACCAACAAAAACAACAACAACAUCAACAAAAACAACAACAAUAACACCGACAGUAGCAGAAACAAAACAACCAAAAGCAGCAAAAACAUCAGAAACAAGACAACCAACACCAAUAAAAACAAAACAAACAACAACAACACCAACACCAACACCAAUAAAAACAACACCAACACCAACACCAACAACAACACCAACACCAACACCAACAACAAAAAUACCAACACCAACACCAACAACCACAAAAACAACAACAACACCAACACCAACAACAACACCAACAACAACAACAACAACAACAACAACAACAACAACAACAACAACACCAACACCAACAACAACACCAACACCAACAACAACACCAACAACCUCAAAACAACCUCAAAAACCUAAAGAACAAUCGCAUGAAAACAUUGCUUUUACAGAUUUUUAUGGUUUUAAUGAAAAGAAUAGUGAAAAAGAUAGCGAAGAUGAAGAUGAAGAUGAAGAUGAAGAUGAAGAUGAAGAUGAAGAUGAAGAUGAAGAUGAAGAUGAUGAGGAUAAGUUUUCGGAUGAUUGUAGUUCUGACUCAUUUUAUUUUAGAGAGUACUCUGAUAAAAGAGAACUUGGUCAAACUGAUGAUGGACAAUUCACUCCAUCAAAAUAUUCCAGAACGAGACAUAUGUAUCAUGGUGGUGGUGGUGAUGAUUCUGAUGAUUCUGAUGAUGGCUCAGACUCUGAUGAAGCCGCUAACUUUUUUGCUCAUCAAUUAGCAAGAGCUUCAUUACAUGGAAUGUUGGGUGCUUUAGGUUUUCUUGAUAAUUCCGAUAGUGACGAUGAUUCUGAUUGA